AUGAAGCUUCUUUUCCCUAUCUUUGCCAGCCUCAUGCUACAGUACCAGGUGAAUGCAGAAUUUUUGAGAUUGAGAAAAUGUUUGUUUGAUUUUGGGAAAUGCAGAGACAGCUGCCACAAAGAUGAAAGAGAAAUACAUACUUGCAAGAACAAGAAAUGCUGCCUUGGACCAAAAGUGAUUCAACUGAUAAAAAGCUACCUGCGAAAUGAAAUACCCCACAUACCUGAUGAAGACAUUAUAGAAAUGCUAAGAAUGGAAAGGAAUCCUACUUUUGUGACACAAAGAAACUAUAUGUUCACUGUUCUUUCCAAAACCAAAAGCGCCAGUCCUUCCCCCAAUAUCAACUCUGGCAUCGUCCUAAAUGCCUCCCCUGUAAAGCUUGUCACCAUCAGCACCAGCACCCCAAGUCAUAGCGUACACACUUCUACCAAGAGCAACAUCAAACCAAACAGACACUCUGCCAAUACUCUCCCCCAGCCACCACAUGGACCACCAUAG
Messenger RNA from Jaculus jaculus (lesser Egyptian jerboa), 498 nucleotides. RefSeq names its product defensin beta 129 (gene Defb129). The record is from RefSeq and is a predicted model, not a curated record. Gene Ontology annotation, biological process: innate immune response. NCBI's taxonomy places the organism in Eukaryota, Metazoa, Chordata, Mammalia, Rodentia, Dipodidae. The transcript has 2 exons. Bases 1 to 498 code for a protein of 165 amino acids. Gene Ontology annotation, cellular component: extracellular region.